Molecule: messenger RNA, 2142 nt
Organism: Labrus mixtus (cuckoo wrasse)
Lineage: Eukaryota; Metazoa; Chordata; Actinopteri; Labriformes; Labridae
Gene: eif2a
Product: eukaryotic translation initiation factor 2A
Exons: 16
Coding region: 124-1866 (580 amino acids)
Biological process (GO): translational initiation
Cellular component (GO): cytosolic small ribosomal subunit
Molecular function (GO): ribosome binding; protein binding; tRNA binding
Source: RefSeq, a predicted model, not a curated record
GAUAUUUAAAUGACGUGUUCAUAAAAUCAGCCGGUUGUUUGCUGAUGUGGCACUCUGAGCCCCGCCCCCUGCUGCCUUUACGUACUACCGGGAAACAGCUUUCUUCUUCCGGCACACGUAAACAUGGCGCCCCCCGUCCCGCUGUUGGCAGUGCGUGGCUCAGGUGGUACGUCUCUGCUCUGUGGUCCUCCCUCCUGUGAGCAGUACGCCACCUUCCACAGUGACUCUCGGGUCAGCAGGUGUGUCACCUUCAGCAGAGAUGGGACUUUGUUCAGCUGGUGCAACGGACACAAUGUCUCUGUGGUCAGGUGUUCAGAUGGUUCCGUGGUGUCGUCCUUUGAUCUUCCUAAGACGUCUCUGUUGGACUUCUCUCCUCUUGGCAGCAUCCUGGUUACCUGGCAACCGUACAGCAAGACUCAGGACAGUCCUCAGGGAGAAGCUAACCUGCAGCUGUGGAACAUUCAGAGCGGUCAGCUGAUCAAAGCUUUGUAUCAGAAGAAGGUUGACUCCUGGUGUCCUAGCUGGUCUGAAGACGAGAGUAUCUGCGUGAGGAGCGUCAACAACGAGCUUCACUUCUACGAGAACAACGACUUCAACUCCAUUGCUAACAAGCUCCACAUGCAGAAGGUGUCCGACUUUGAGGUGUCACCUGGAGGUCAGCCCAGCAAGGUAGCAGUCUACGUCCCGGGUAGUAAAGGGGCGCCUUCGUUUGUGCGUCUGUACCAGUACCCGGUGCUUGGGGGGCCGACCGCCGCCCUCGCCAACAAGAGCUUCUUCAAGGCGGACCGAGUCAGCAUGCAGUGGAACCGCAAAGCCACGGCGGUUCUGGUGACGGCGAGCACCGAGGUGGAUAAAACUGGAGCAUCAUACUACGGCGAGCAGACGCUGCAUUACCUCGGAGUCAACGGGGAGACGGCGCUCGUUCAACUGCAGAAGAACGGUCCGAUCUAUGACGUGGCGUGGAGUCCGGGCGCCGCAGAGUUCUGCGUGGUGUACGGCUUCAUGCCGGCGAAGGCGACCGUCUUCAACCUGAAGUGUGACCCCGUGUUCGACUUUGGGACUGGACCCCGAAACGCCGCCUACUACAGUCCUCAGGGUCACAUCCUGGUCCUGGCCGGCUUCGGGAACCUGCGGGGUCAGAUGGAGGUCUGGGAUGUAAAGAAAUACAAACAGGUGUCCAAACCUCAGGCUCCAGACGCCACACAUUUCUCCUGGUGUCCUGAUGGCGAGCAUGUUGUCACUGCGACGUGUUCCCCUCGUCUCCGGGUCAGUAACGGUUUUAAGAUCUGGCACUACACGGGCUCCGUGCUGCACCAAUGGAACGUGGAGGCGGGUUCAGAGCUGUGGGAGGUCCGCUGGCAGUCCUUCCCUGAUGGCAGCUUCCCCGAGCGACCCGUCAAGUACCAGGCGGCCCCCAGCCAGCUGGGAACCACACAGGCCCCGCCCACACAGGCGUACCGCCCACCUGCACUCAGACACCUGCCGGCCACGCCCAGUUCCAAACUGCAUGAGGAGGAGCCUCCUCAGAACAUGCGUGCUCCGGUGGGAGGAGACAAAGUUCUGUCUAAGUCGGCGCUGAAGAACCAGAAGAAACGAGAAGCGAAGAAAGCAGCCAAACAGGAGACCAAGUCUGAACCUGAACCUCCGUCUGACCCCGCCCCCAUCAGCAACAGCCAAUCAGAGGCGAGCAGUGGAGAUCCCGAGACUGACAAAAAGAUCAAGAACUUGAAGAAGAAACUUAAAGCCAUCGAGGAGCUGAAGGAGCAGCAGGCGACAGGUAAAGUCCUGCAGAAGAACCAGCUGGAGAAGCUGCAGAAGGAGGAGCAGCUGCUGAAGGAGAUGGAGGAGCUGCAGAUCACACAGUAGAGGGUGCCGCAGGAGCUACAGGCCACGCCCCUAAUCCACCACACACACACACACACACACACACACACAGACACACACAGGAGGAAAGGUCAGAGGGGGCAGGGUUUAAGAGGUGUAGGAGAAAGUCAGUGUGUGUGCUUGUGUCGCUCGUGUGUGAGUUGCUAUGCAACAUCUGUACAGAUGCUUUGACAGUGUUCCUUUCAAAAUAAAAGCCUCAUCUCCUCAGUUGUAUUAGUUUGAAUUAAACUUUAAUAAACUUCAUGUGACGUUCAUGAA